UCCUCCACAGCAUCCUCACUAUCGCAGGAUAUUCCACAACACGGAAAAUGGCGCUCAUCCCUUCCCAAAUCCUGAGAGUAGCGAUCCUCUUGUCCUAUUUCUCCAUCAUCUGCAAUUAUAAAGCCAUAGACAUGCCCGCGCACCAGACAUACGGCGGUAGCUGGAAGUUCCUAACGUUCAUAGAUUUGGUCAUACAGGCUGUGUUCUUUGGUGUGUGUGUCCUGACGGAUCUCUCCAGCCUCUUGACCAAAGGUGCUGCCAGUAUGGAGCAGGAAAGGCAGUUACAGAAGCUGAUUGGCCUGCGUGAUUGGAUGAUGGCCGUGCUGGCCUUCCCUGUGGGAGUGUUUGUGGUGACCAUGUUCUGGACCCUGUACCUAUAUGACAGAGACUUGGUGUACCCAAGACUCCUGGACAGUUUCAUACCACAGUGGCUUAAUCAUGGAAUGCAUACAACAGUGCUCCCUUUCGUCAUAAUCGAGAUGAGAACGACACAUCAUCAAUACCCCAGCAGGCUCUGCGGACUGUUGGCUGUGUGCAGCUUUGCUCUUGGCUAUGUUCUGUGGAUGUGCUGGGUGCACAGCGUAACAGGCUUCUGGGUGUACCCGCUUCUGGAACACAUCGGACCCUGGGCUAGGCUCGUCUUCUUCAGCGGCCUCACAGCACUCAUUAGCCUCUACUACAUCCUGGGAGAGGUCCUCAACAGCUACAUCUGGGACUCAAGGAGUGCUACAGAGUCCAGCAAGGAUAAAACUGACUGAAUAUGCCACCACUGGGAAGUGGCACCUUAGGACUGUUCUCCCAUUACCUCUUCUCUUUGGACUCUGAGCAGCGUAUCUGACUCAGGAAAGUUGAUCGAUAAUCAGCCAACAGUAAAAUACUGGACAAAUUAAUGCUCAUCUUCUCCCUGUUUUAUUCAAGCCCAUAAGACAUUGUCCUCUACUUUAUCUUAAGAAAGCACAGGUAUUAUAGACAAGCUCAGCCAUACCUCAAGCAUGAAUGUAUGAAUCAGAGUUACUGUCUCUGCAUAUGUUCGAAGGUCCUAUGUUUACUGCACUGUGUUUCGUGUACUUGGUCAUGAAGGUUUGAGUGAUAGCUUGUGAUUUCUUACACAGCUGAUGAGCACACAGUCAGGUGAUGUUGAACAUAUACACAACGUCUUUGUGCUUUGUGAAGAACCGAGUAAGCAAGCAUGUAUAAAAGCUUAAAAGAGUAAUAAUGGUUAUAAGAAUAAUAAUGGAUACAAGAGUAAUAAUAAUUUUGUGUGGUUUACUUGUCAGUUGUCUAUUACUCACAGCACAGUCUUUACAUAAUAAUGGAAAUAACCUGCAUUCUUGCCUGAAGGGUUUGGCUGGUCGGCUGUGCUGAGUUAUUUAUAUUUGUGUGUGUGUAUAUAUAUGUGUGUAUAUAUAUAUAUAUAUAUGUGUGUGUAUUUCUCCACAGACUUUCAUUCAAAAUUAGCAGCUCUUUCUAAUUGAAUAUAUUUUCCAGUUGUAUUUCAGUCUAAAUGUGUUUAAUGUUAAUAAUUAUUUUAUCCAGUGAUCAAUUGAUCAAGGAACAUCAAAAAAAUAAUAAUAAUAAUUUUUUCCAUCUUCUGGCUCGAGCGUUAUAGUUCAUAUAUGGGUGGAGCUAACCAGAUAAACCUGACCGGUCGAACCCUUCAUCACUGCUCAUAAACAAACCUGCCUGUUGUCACAGCUACUGUCCGUGACAUCAGACAAUCAGCAUUGGGGCGACAUUUCUCAGCACUAAGUCACAUGUUUCUUAGUCACAGCUCAAGACUCUGGCUCAAACCUGUUUCCCAGAAAGUCAGUCCUCAUCAAGCAAAGAUAGCAGUAUUCAGGACACAUGUCUACAUGUGUUUGUAAGCAAAUCCCAUUGACAUGAAUAGAGGCUAAUACUAAAAGCUUCCUCCCUGUAAUGACCCUGUAAUGCCCCCAUGGUUUGACCUAAAUAAGCAAGCCAUCUCCUUGAUACAUUACCUUCUCUGAGAGUUUAAUUCCCCUCACCAUGCCACAUUUCUUACUUACUCAGUAAUGUUUUCUUAAUAGUAAUUCUAAAGUACUUUAACAGGAAUUAUACACAUUGUUUCUGUGUUAGACACUGGAGAAACCUUUGUUAGGUCUAGAGAAAUAUCUUCAUAGCAUCUGCCUCUUUGCAAAUAUGCCUCAAACACAAGGACAAGGCUGUAGCCUCUGUGUGCACAUGGGCAUGUUUGUUUACUAAUACAAAUGAGACAGAAUUCAGCAUUAGACUUCGUGACUGACAGCUUGCCGAUAGAAGGUGUGAAGGUUUCCAGAGCGGAUGGAAAUGGCUGUGAAUGUGAAUCAUUCUUUAGAGCUUUGGCCCUUUCUGCCUCUCUGCUUCCCUGUUCAGUCCUGCACACAACACCGCUCCCUGGGGAAACGCAUCCGAGUCCCGCUUCAGUCCCGCACACAACACCGCUCCCUGGGAAAAGCACACCAGCCAUUCAAUUAAGGGGGAAAAUGGCUGCCUGUAUGAUUUAAUGUUGGUCCCUUGUUGUUUCUGGCCUUCUUGCCUGUGCUGUGGCAGACACAGGCGCUGCCCAAGCAAAACAACCCCUCUGUGCUGCACUGGACUUCCCCUUAAUGAGAAACACACAUUCCAGGCCUGCAGAGGAAAGAGCUGAACUCUGCAAGAGAGAACAAUCACCUCUGAAUGGACGUGUCCAAGUAACCAGGCCUUUUGGACUUCAGUAUUAUCCUGUCUCUAAGCCACAACCUGGUCCAAGAUGUGUUAAAGGACAUAACUGAACAGAGGAAAAUAACAUAAUAAAACAACAGAAAAAGGCAUAAUGUGUAUAUUAGGACUGUGUCUUAUCAGCUGUGUAUGUAAAUGUAUACAAGGAAGGUCUAAAUGUAGAACAUUGUCAUAACCUCAUAGUUCUUUCAGUUUGUCCAUAGACAUGUACCAUGCCAGAAUCAGCAAACACUCAUUACUCUCUAAUGUACAAAGAAAACCUGGAAAUGACCCACAUAUUCAGGCUGUUGGCUGUACACUACCUGCUCUUACCACAGAUGUUAGCUCUAGGCAGGCAGCAGAGGGCGCACUCCUAAGCUGCAACUUCUCCCUGGAGUAAAUGUCCCCCAUGUAUUUGCAUUGAUUUCCUGGUUUUUAAAGUUCUUUUGGAUACAUGACAGAACUAAAGUUUUUGUUAAUAUGUCUGCUUGCAUUCUGUAUAGAACAAGCUUCUCGCAAUAUAAUUAAUUUUUUGUUUAAAAAUUAAAACAAUAAACCCAAA
This is a messenger RNA of Electrophorus electricus (electric eel), 3259 nucleotides long. RefSeq names its product androgen-induced 1 (H. sapiens) (gene aig1). The record is from RefSeq and is a predicted model, not a curated record. Lineage: Eukaryota; Metazoa; Chordata; Actinopteri; Gymnotiformes; Gymnotidae. Gene Ontology annotation, cellular component: endomembrane system; membrane.